Molecule: messenger RNA, 553 nt
Organism: Lucilia sericata (common green bottle fly)
Lineage: Eukaryota; Metazoa; Arthropoda; Insecta; Diptera; Calliphoridae
Product: cuticle protein 38-like
Exons: 2
Coding region: 61-474 (137 amino acids)
Source: RefSeq, a predicted model, not a curated record
UGUUAAUAAACAUUUAAUAUUUGUAGUUGUAAAUCCUGUUCGAAAAGAAUCCUUAACAAAAUGUUCAAGUUUGUUGCUGUGUUUGCUGCCUGUCUUUCCUACGCCACUGCUGGCCUUGUUCACCCCACAGCCUUUGCUGCUGCUCCCGCUGGCGUAGCUUAUGCCAAUGCUCCUUUGUAUGCUGCUGGUGGCAGUCAACAAGUAGAUGUUCGUCAAAAUUAUGAUGGCACUUUUUCCUCUUACACCACCAAUCCUUUCGGUUUUGCUGCUCCUUACUCUAGCCGUUAUGUAGCUGGUGCCCCUGCCACUUUCGCUGCUCCCGCCAAAUAUUUUGGCCCCGCUGGUGUAGCUGCUGCUCCUUUUGCUGCUGCUUCUCCUUAUGCUUCGCCUUAUGCCGCCCAUUUGGCCGCUGCUGCUUACAAUGCUUAUGCUAAUGCCUAUGCUGCUUCCCCAGUCUCAGCUCCAGUUGCUUAAGAUCAGAUCACUUGUACAAUUUGUAAAUAAUUAUGUUCCUCAUUGUUUGUUAUAAUUUAAGGAAAAUACAUAUUUAAUA